CAUGUCUAUAAAUGCCUGCCACUUCCCCUUCCCCAGCCCCACUCUCUCUCCCUCUCUCUCUCUGUCUCAGCAUGGAGAACCAACGAGUCCAGUCAUCGUACCGCAAGCGCUUCGGGCCCCAGAGCAGCUCCUCAAUGGGGGCGCGUCUCUCCGGCGGCAGGCUCUCGCUGCACGGCAGCCAGCGCCACCUCUCCCUCUCCAGCCCAAUGACCCUCACUGCCUCCCGGCUGUCCCUGGGCAGCGCGCCCAUCAUCGGCGAGCGGCUGGACUUCUCCACGGACUCGCUGCUCAAGGCCCAGUACCGGGAGACGCGCACCAACGAGAAGGUGGAAAUGAUGGGCCUGAACGACCGCUUCGCCAGCUACAUCGAGAAGGUGCGCUUCCUGGAGCAGCAGAACAAGCUGCUGGUGGCCGAGCUGAACCAGUUGCGGGGGAAGGAGCCCAGCCGCCUGGGGGACAUCUACCAGGAGGAGCUGCGCGAGCUCCGCAGGCAGGUGGACGGCCUGGGCUCCGGCAAGGCCCGGCUGGAGAUAGAGAGGGACAACCUGGCUGGCGACGUGGCCACCCUCAAGCAGAGGCUGCAUGAUGAGUGUGCUCUGCGGCAGGAGGCUGACAACAACCUCAACACUUUCAGACAGGAUGUUGAUGAGGCGGCGAUGAGCAGGGUGCAGCUGGAGAGGAAGAUUGAUGCCCUGCAGGACGAGAUCAUGUUCCUGAAGAAGAUCCAUGAGGAGGAGCUGCGUGAGCUGCAAGAGCAGGUGCAGGCCCAGCAGAUCCAUGUGGAGAUGGACGUGUCCAAACCCGACCUGACCGCUGCGCUGAGGGACAUCAGAGUCCAGUACGAGUCCAUGGCCUCCUCCAACAUGCAGGAGACCGAGGACUGGUACCGAUCCAAGUUUUCUGACCUGACUGAUGCAGCCGGUCGCAAUACAGAAGCUCUAAGACAGGCCAAACAAGAGGCCAAUGAGUUCCGCCGGCAAGUGCAGGUGCUGACCUGUGACCUGGAAGCUCUUCGUGGUACUAAUGACUCUCUUGAGCGGCAGCUGCGUGACAUGGAGGAUCGCUUUGCCAUGGAGACGGCUGGAUACCAGGACAGCGUCGCCCGCCUGGAGGAUGAGAUCCACUCCCUGAAGGAGGACAUGGCGAGGCACCUGCAGGAGUACCAGGACCUCCUCAAUGUCAAACUGGCCCUGGACAUCGAGAUCGCCACCUACAGGAAGCUACUGGAGGGGGAAGAGAGCAGAAUCACCGUUCCUGUGCAGAGCUUUGCCAAUCUCCAAUUCAGAGAAACUUCUAUGGACACGAAGUUCUCCCCUGAAUCUCAUGUGAAGAGGAGCAUUGUGGUGCGGACCGUGGAGACUCGCGAUGGGGAGGUGAGCUCCUAGAGAGGACACCAUCUGUCAAAGAAACAUCCACUCUCUGCUGGUGAUUCUGCUGGUGAAUUGAUCCUGGAUCAUAAAGGAGUCAACCACGGAGAGGAAGGAGCUGCCCUAAGCGACUGCCAGCACACAAAGAACACAAGGACCUAAAGGGCACAGCGACCUGUUGUUCACAGCAGACAGCUCUGUGGCCUCUUUACUCUCUCUCUCUCUCUAUCUCUCUAUCUCUCUCUCUCUCUCUUUCUCUAUCUCUCUCUCUCUAUCUCUCUAUCUAUCUCUGUCUGUCUCACUGAACUAAAAUCAGACUGAACCCACCAAGCCUGUCUAUACCCCAUCUACCAUCAUACAAAUUCAGCUAACAUUAACCGUAGCCUUAAAAUUAAACAUGGCGUGCUUUACUUCCAUAGCACUUCUACCAAAUAUACUGUGAUACAGCUGAGAUAACUUUAGUAGCACAGCACUCAUUAAGUCAUAAAGAAGAUCACAAAAAACUCCAUAUUUGGAGGCCUUUUCGGUCUCGCUCAUAGCCAGACUGAAUGCUGGGAGUUGUAGUAUUUGUGUUAAACUCAUAGCAGAGGGCCAGUCUUGAAGAUGUAGUAAGUGUUCUUAGUCAGAGAGCAGAGAGAGACAAGUAGUUUACGUUCGGUUCUAUAGCAGGGAUAAUGUUUGAGGGUCUGUGGUUCUUGUUCUUGUGGUUCUACGUGUUCUGCAUAGUUGGGGUGUAGGGAGAGAGAAAGAGAAACUACAGGUGCUGUACUGUAGAUGUAGAAAAGUAGAAGGAGAUGGAUCUUAGGAAGCGAUUAGAUAAAGUGAGCUUUUUUGUCAGGGCCAUUGAUGGACAUAUACUCCCCUUACAUUCCAGUGUUGCCAAAGGGAGCAUUCUAGUGGUAUCACCCGUCAUGUAAUUAAGUCAUUACUUCAUCUCUGUUCAUCUAUCCAUCUAUCUAUCUAUCUAUCUAUCUAUCUAUCUAUCUAUCUAUGUAUCUAUCUAUUAACUCAACACUAUUUGUGUGGCAUCUUAAGGCUGCGGGUUGUUUUCGGACACCUCCUCUGUGUCUGUCAGUGUGUGACUCUCUGUUUGCUGCUGUCAGAACACACUCUGUCUUCCUUCAAGUGCUGUGGGAUGUUUUAUCUGCAGCUUUACAGCGGCUGGUGUCAGUAUGUCAUACAGGGCUGGGGCUGGAGGUGUCUGCUGAGGGAUUCACACGACCCUUGUCCUGAUGCCCUCCAUCAUGUUCAUAGACACAUACAGACAAAUACAAACACACACACACACACACACACACACACACACACACACACACACACACACACACACACACACACACACACACACACACACACACUUGCAUAGCUCUGCUCCAUCACUCAAGUGCCUGGCUGAUUAAAGUAAGCAGAGAAAGGAGAAUGU
Molecule: messenger RNA, 2790 nt
Organism: Clupea harengus (Atlantic herring)
Lineage: Eukaryota; Metazoa; Chordata; Actinopteri; Clupeiformes; Clupeidae
Gene: gfap
Product: glial fibrillary acidic protein
Exons: 10
Coding region: 12-1385 (457 amino acids)
Biological process (GO): intermediate filament organization; regulation of chaperone-mediated autophagy
Cellular component (GO): cell projection; intermediate filament; cytoplasm
Molecular function (GO): structural constituent of cytoskeleton
Source: RefSeq, a predicted model, not a curated record